Molecule: messenger RNA, 3232 nt
Organism: Anopheles funestus (African malaria mosquito)
Lineage: Eukaryota; Metazoa; Arthropoda; Insecta; Diptera; Culicidae
Product: protein artichoke-like
Exons: 2
Coding region: 346-3150 (934 amino acids)
Molecular function (GO): protein binding
Source: RefSeq, a predicted model, not a curated record
UCUUAAUCCGUUGUUUUUUUUGCAAAUCGAUUAAAAUGCACCUAAUAACGAAUGCACUAGUUUCAUCAAUGUGCAUUCAAAGAGGCAAACUGCAAGCAUGUUUCAUAAUUGCGAGUGACGGUCAAGGGAAAUCUUGAUAGUACAUUAUCGCCUUGAGCUGAAUUCUAAGAAGUAUGAAACAGUAACAGUUCCACUAAUAACUUUCAAACGGAAAGUCGGUCAUCUCAGUCAUUUAGGACUGAUAGGAUAGUACAAAUCGCUAUCUUGGUAAGAAUGAAACAGUUACUUGCAUCAGUCGAUCAGUAGAUCAGUUCUGGUGCGGGUGCUUGGCAGCAGUGUUCCAUCAUGUCGAAUAAAUCCGGAAAGAUGUUCCUUAAGCUCGUCUGUAUAUUAUUUUGUACUGUGUUUGCAAUAGUAGCUGAAAAUGAAGAUAAGUUACAGUCUACAACACAAAACUCUUCAGACGAGGAUAACUUUAACAUGACUGAUCGAAAAGGCCGUCUGGAAGAAACAACACUUAUAUUUGAUGAAUCCAUAACUGAUUCGUUUGAUUCGAGUGUGCUUAAACUUUACCCAAACAUAACAAGUAUUCACAUCAGCCAACGGGUGCGUUCCUUCCAAAACAACACAUUUGAAUGGGGCAAACAACUCAACGAAGUUUUUCUAGACGAUAACCUUCUGACAGCAGUACCAAAGGAAGCACUCUCGGAAUUGCGUUCCCUUACAUUCCUUUCGAUGACCAACAACCGUUUAGAGAAAAUUGGUGAAACUGAUGAAUUUGCAGGGCUAAGACAACUGAAAACAUUGUACCUUGAUCGCAAUUUUAUCAAUGUUGUGCAUCCAAACACAUUCAGCUCCUUGCGGGAACUAAGGUACCUUUAUUUGCAUGACAAUCGGCUCACAUCGCUCGACGCACUAAUACUGCCAUCUGAGAACCAGUUGGAGGUGCUAGAUUUAAGCCGUAAUUUUUUAAAAGUGCUUAACGAAUCCACCUUCACUCCGUUGAGCAGUUUGAGAGAGCUUAACUUGGCUGACAAUCUAUUCGAAACGUUUCGUGACAAUGCCUUCGCCGAGCUUCACGCACUGGAACAACUCAAUUUGAGGAAUAAUUUUUUGAAAACCUUACCGUCGAAGCUGUUCGCCUCCAACAGGAAGCUGGUGGAUUUGAAUUUAGUGGACAAUCUGAUAGAAAAGCUUCCAGUGGACGUGUUCUAUGGAUUGAAGAGUCUGGAGUCUCUUAACAUACAGAACAAUCGGCUAACCACCGUACCAGAAGAUAUUUUCCGUGAUCAACCACUAUUUGAGCAACUCAGACUGGAAGGGAAUCGUAUUAUAAGCUUCCAACCAUGCUUCCUUAAGACUAGCGAUGUGGAGUUACAAAACAAUCGUUUGUCGGUUUUGGGCAAGUCUUCCUUCGACACGAACGCAACACUGGUUGAGCGCCUAUACCUUUAUGGAAAUGAAAUUGCAACGAUUGAACAGAGUGUCUUCGAAGGAUUACCGAAAUUGAAAAACAUUUAUUUGGAUCAUAACCGCAUCACGGAACUCUCGCCGAUGCUAUUCCACAAAAACCAAAAGCUUGAACAGGUGACACUCUCCUACAACCGACUGUCGGUGUUGCGGACGAACACAUUCUCCGGUUUGGCGCGGCUUAACCAGGUUGACCUGUCCUACAACCAGCUGAGCGCUAUCGAACCUGCCGUUUUCCAUCACUCACCGGUAAAUUAUUUAAAUCUUAACGGCAACAAGCUGAAAACACUCAACGGGUGGGCAUUUUCUGGCACGAAUAUUCGCCAACUACACGUGGACUCCAACGCAAUCGAGUCGCUGGAAUAUCCUGGAACGAUUUUUGAAACAUUGGAGGAAUUAUCGGCCGCUAACAAUCGUAUCGCAUCGUGGCAGACAUUAUGUGUAGCGAACUUAGCCCAACUGACAGAUAUCAACUUGGAGAAUAACUCGAUAUCAUCGAUCGAUGGUUGCUGGGAAUCUGUUUGGAGUUUUGAAACGAGUCCGGAUACUAUAAAUGUUGCGUAUAACAAACUUUCGGUGGUUCCCGUGCUGGUCGGAAUUGAUUCGCUAGAUCUGAGUGGUAAUAAUGUGACGGAUCUGGGUGAUGGAGACGCAUUCCGAUGGAAUCGGAAAACGGAGACUCUAAUAUUGCAGAACACUUCGUUGAGAAUGCUUCGCAAAGUGAGCUUCACUUUUCUAACGAAGCUAACGGAUCUGAAAAUAAGUUCAAACGUUUUGGAGCUGAUAGAGGAAAAUGUUUUCCAUGAUCUUAAGCUAAAGUGGUUGUUAAUAAGCGAUUCUUCUCUGCAAACAUUCCCACCUUUGCUACUCAAAGAACAAACUUCCCUUUACCGGGCUUCGCUAGCCAACAAUAAGCUUUCGCAUCUGUCUCCCACAUUCUUUAGCCAAUGUUCUAGGUUGACAAACAUAAAUCUGUCUAAAAACAGGCUAACGACAGUAGACCGACACUGGUUCAUGGGUUUAGAAAACCUGGAAUCAAUCAAUCUGGAUGACAACCUUAUUACACAGCUCCCUCCAAAUCUGAUCCUCGUGGAACAAUCGCUAUCGUUGUUGUCGGUCGCAGGCAAUGCAAUAAGUUCCAUCGCCAAUGCUGAUUUUCUCGCGAAAGUUACAAUUGGAGUGCUCGAUCUUUCUAACAAUAGCCUAGAGGACAUCGAUAUUCUCCACAGCAACGAUCGCGUCUUCAAUUUAUAUGUUUCUGGCAAUAGAUUGGAACGAUUGUUUGUACGACCGCAGUAUAACACCCUGGAAGCCAACUCCAAUCGAAUCACAUCACUCCAAUGGGAACCCGAUUCGAAAUAUAGCCUCGAGUAUCUUACCCUGGCGGAUAAUCAGCUGAACCAACUCGAUUAUCAGAUUUUCAAAAUCCCAACGAUUGCUGACCUUAAUGUAUCGGAAAACCGACUGGAAGAGUUUCCAUUUGAACUGGUGUACAUGCUGAAGCGAUUGAAGGCAUUGAAUGUUUCUAGAAAUAAUAUACGCACACUACCGCUGACGGACACCGUGGAACGGUUCAAGCUCGGAAGGCUUGAUCUAUCGGAGAAUCCCCUCGAGGAGCAGUCGAAUACCUUCCUGGACACCUGCGUUGUAAAGUAUCUAACCAUGACCGUAGCGAAAUGAACCGUACCAAGCCGAAAACUGAUACCCAGCGAAACUAUUUAUAGCAAAUGAAGGUGUCUAAAUAAAACCUCGUACUCAUAAA